AUGGAGGCCAUGCCAGACGACGACGCUGCUCCUGAGACUGGCCCUGACGAGCCACCUUUACCGGUGAAACCCACCGCGCCGUCCGAGACGGAGAAAGCAUCCGUUGGCCCCCGCUCUGGGCUCGAUUUUCUUAGAGCUACGGCUGCUCCCGUCACACCAGAACCGCCUAGGUCCAUCGUUCAUGACUCAGCCGCUAUAGUAACCCCUGCUCCUUCAGAUUCUCCUCGUCCUGUCGCGUUCACUCUCCCCCCGGCUGUUGCUGGCUGUAGCAAAGAUCCCCCACCGCCCUCGCCCAGUCCCACUCCAAGCACGGUGCGGGUGUCCCUUGGCCCGCCGUCGGCGUCUUCCACUCCCAAGCGUGCGCGAUCUGGGAAGUAUUCGCAGAGUACUUUGGUGGUGGGAGGCCGUCGUAUUCCACCGCUUGAAAAGCCGGCUGAGCCUCCACAGAAAGAAGCUGAACUGCCGGAGGAAGGUGACAUCCCGGUGCGGGCGGAAACCGGAUCGCCCGCACUCACGAAGGCGCAGAUGCGAGAGCAGAUGUACCUGGAGGCGAGUAUAAAUUACGACACGAAGUGGGCGGGAUACUUCUCAUGGCUGGUGUUUGGGAAAACCAAGGACGGCUUUCCCUACGUGAAGUGCAGCAUCUGCAUGUCGUACGGGAAGGGGAACACGAGGUAUGCCAUGCAAGGUGACGAUGGAGGCCGUGACUUGCAGACGCAGUCGUUCCGGGCACACGAGCAUACGGACGCACACAAGGCGGCGGUGGACCGGCAGAUGAAGAUUGCGGCGGGAAUCCGCGAGGGGCAGCAGGUGAUUUCGGACUUCAUCAACUCCGACGUCGAGGGCCGCCGCGCGAUUCGACUGAUGCGGUCGACUCAAUUCCUGUGCCAGUGCGACGCGCCGAUUAGCAUGUUUCCAAGGCUGAUGCGGCAUCUUGCGGAGCAGGACACGCCAGACAUUCCCCGGCAGUCUGAGGCGUUGGCUGUGAAGGACGCCGCGGAGUCAAACCCGGAUCUCGGCAUGGUCGACAAGGUGGUGCGCACCGUCGCGACGCUGCUUGGAAACUCCAGCGUGUGGAGUCAGCGGUUCAAGUACCUGCAGCGUGUGAUUUACAAGACCAACCUGGAAGUCCAAGGGAUCCACACGGUGCGGUGGCUGUCUCGAGGAGAUGCGGUGGGCAGGCUUUGCAAGGUCCUCGGCGCUUGCAUCGUGCUGCUCUGGGAGCACAAUCACAAGGCGUACAAGAUUGUGACAUGCUACAAGUUUCAUUUCUGCUUGUUUUUCUUGGCCGACAUCUUGGCGGACAUGAACGACCUCAACCGCUGCUUCCAGAGACGUGAGCUGGACGUGACUAAGAUUGCGAAGACGAUCGAGUCUACCACGGGUGACCUGACGGAGCGCUACUUGACGCCAGAGAAAGCUUUCGGGGGCGAAGGGAAGAGCUGGCUGGUUAACUUCCUCAAAGUCCACAAGGAGGGUGGAGGCAAGCAGGUCCGGGUGCGAGGCGUGGACGGUGCUGGACGCCCUAUCAACCACCUGUACACCAUGCAUGAGCGGAAGCUGAAGGGGCACAAACACGGAAGCACCUACGCAGACUGCGUGAAGCUGUGCCGAAACUUCGCCCGUGACUGCGUGGACAACCUCAACGACCGGCUGGAUGACCUUGGGAAGCUGGGGCCGACGAAGCUGUUCCGGGCGGGGAAGUGGCCGAAGAUCAAAGCCCAGCGAGAGAAGAAGUGUAAGGAGUGGCUGAACGGAUGCAGCAGGCUGUUCCGCAACAAGCUGCCGGGAUUCGACCUCAAAGCAGCCGAGAGCGUUCAGCGCGAUCAUGGAGACACACCAUGA
Closterium sp. Naga37s-1 is the source of this 1845-nucleotide messenger RNA. NCBI's taxonomy places the organism in Eukaryota, Viridiplantae, Streptophyta, Zygnematophyceae, Desmidiales, Closteriaceae. The record is from the annotation of a GenBank genome assembly.